UAACAUGGCCCGUCUUUUUGGUUUUCAGUUUUGUCAUCUUUUAUAAAAGCAAAUAUAUUCAGUUCAGCCUUAUUUUAAUUUCCAGCUGAAAAGCCAACGUCUCUGCAGAUCUCCUCCAACUCCAUACACCAAAACCAAGAAAACAAAUGCCAUUUUCAGCUUUGAGCUAUCACUAGUAUUUCCUGCUAAAGUAUAUUGCUGUUUUUGGGGGAUUCAAUGGGUGGUUGCACAUCAAAACAACCCUCCCAAGAACACAACAAUGAAAAUGCUAUUCCAGUUGAAGCUAAACCCGAAACUGAAGCCGGUAAAAAGUCUCCGUUUUUCCCAUUCUACAGUCCAAGUCCAGCACAUUCUUUAUUCUCUAAAAAGUCAUCUCCGGGGAAUCCUACUCCCCGGAGAUUCUUUCAACCGCCAUCUCCGGCCAAACACAUACGUGCUCUGCUGGCACGUCGACAAGGUUCAGUGAAACCAAAUGUAAUUCUUGAGGGACUUGAUAAGAGUUUUGGGUUUUUGAAGAAUUUUGCAAAUAAGUAUGAAGUUGGUGAGCAAGUUGGGAGAGGCCAUUUUGGGUAUACUUGUAAAGCUUACUUCAACAAAGGUGCUCAACUUAAGGGACAGGAACUUGCUGUUAAAGUCAUACCAAAAGCAAAGAUGACUACGGCGAUAGCCAUUGAGGACGUGAGAAGAGAGGUGAAGAUAUUAAGAGCUUUAACGGGACAUGACAAUCUAGUAAAAUUUUAUGAUGCAUACGAAGAUCACGAAAAUGUCUACAUAGUGAUGGAGUUAUGUGAAGGGGGUGAGCUUUUAGAUAGGAUACUUUCAAGAGGUGGAAAAUACACAGAAAAUGAUGCAAAAGCUGUGUUGAUACAAAUAUUGAAAGUCGUUGCAUUUUGCCAUCUUCAAGGUGUGGUGCACCGGGAUCUUAAACCAGAGAAUUUCUUGUUCAUGUCCAAGGACGAAAAUGCACAACUUAAAGCCAUAGACUUUGGGUUGUCCGAUUUUGUGAAGCCAGAUGAAAGGCUAAAUGAUAUUGUUGGAAGUGCAUAUUAUGUAGCGCCAGAAGUUCUACACAGAUCUUAUAGUACAGAGGCUGAUGUGUGGAGUAUAGGUGUUAUUGCAUAUAUCUUGCUGUGUGGCAGCCGUCCCUUUUGGGCUCGAACAGAGUCUGGGAUAUUUAGGGCCGUUCUCAAAGCUGAUCCAGGUUUUGACGAACAGCCUUGGCCAACAUUGUCUUCUGAAGCAAAAGACUUUGUGAAACGUCUCUUGAAUAAGGAUCCACGUAAAAGAAUGACAGCAGCACAGGCCUUGGGUCAUCCUUGGAUAAAGAACAGUCAUGACAUAGAAGUGCCUUUGGAUAUACUGAUAUUCAAACUCAUGAAGACUUACAUGCGUUCAUCUGCUCUUCGGAAAGCUGCUCUACGGGCUUUGUCAAAGACUUUGACUGUAGAUGAGCUGGUUCAUUUGAAGCAGCAGUUUGCACUGCUGGAACCAAACAAAACUGGCACCAUAAACUUGGAUAACAUUAAAGCGGCCCUGAUGAAAAAUGCAACAGAUGCCAUGAAGGAGGCACGCAUUCAUGAUUUUGUUGCUUCACUUAAUGCACUGCAAUACAGAAGGAUGGAUUUUGAGGAAUUCUGUGCUGCUGCAUUAAGUGUAUAUCAGCUUGAGGCUCUUGACCAAUGGGAACAACAUGCGCGCUGCGCAUAUGAAAUUUUUGAGAAAGAUGGCAACAGAGCAAUUAUGAUAGAAGAAUUAGCUUCAGAACUUGGUCUUGGUCCAUCUGUUCCUGUUCACGCUGUUCUUCAUGACUGGAUCAGACACACUGAUGGAAAGCUUAGUUUUCUUGGUUUUGCAAAGUUGUUGCAUGGUGUGUCAAGCCGCUCAAUAACGAAAAUCCAAUGAUUCCAGCUGCUCGGUUCAGGAAAGUUCAAUGAGUCCUUCAGUGCACUCAUGUCCUCAUUUCAUUGCUGAUGCAUUUUUGGCAAUUACAUGAGUAGCACAUGAGUUGGUUAAGAUCAACUUCGGCCCCUCUGGAGCUUCAUAUACCUGCAGUGUUCUGUAAUGCAGUUACUUUCAGGACCAGUAUGCGGUUCAUGAGGGAUGAAUUCCUAGAGAGAAUUGUUUUAUCUAGCAUUGACGCUAUGGCAUAUAGAGUAGUUUUUUUCAUGUAAAUCAAUAGUUAGUUUCUGUUUGGUUGCAGGUGAGUGUCUCUCAGCUGGUUACUGGACACUUAUACAAGAUUGUUCUAACCUAUUAGACUGCCCUAACCCCUACAAUUGCAUUUGUAUGAUUGUAUCAUGAUGUUUGUAAACAUACCGUUUAUAGCUGAAAAAAUUCCCUUACUUUCUUGCU
Messenger RNA from Lycium barbarum (goji berry), 2352 nucleotides. Its product is annotated as CDPK-related protein kinase-like. Bases 217 to 1902 code for a protein of 561 amino acids. Gene Ontology annotation, biological process: intracellular signal transduction; peptidyl-serine phosphorylation; protein autophosphorylation. The transcript is spliced from 11 exons. Gene Ontology annotation, cellular component: cytoplasm; nucleus. Gene Ontology annotation, molecular function: calcium/calmodulin-dependent protein kinase activity; ATP binding; calcium-dependent protein serine/threonine kinase activity. NCBI's taxonomy places the organism in Eukaryota, Viridiplantae, Streptophyta, Magnoliopsida, Solanales, Solanaceae. The record is from RefSeq and is a predicted model, not a curated record.